Eublepharis macularius is the source of this 6296-nucleotide messenger RNA. Its product is annotated as myotubularin-related protein 9. The record is from RefSeq and is a predicted model, not a curated record. The transcript has 11 exons. The coding region runs from base 429 to 2096 and encodes 555 amino acids. Gene Ontology annotation, biological process: negative regulation of autophagy. NCBI's taxonomy places the organism in Eukaryota, Metazoa, Chordata, Lepidosauria, Squamata, Eublepharidae.
UAGAGAUGCCAAGGGGGUUCCCUUUGGCUGGCAGAGGGGGCUAGACUAGUUGGUUUAUAGACUAGUUGCACCCCGCUUUCUAUACAGCAAAGGGUUGCUGCCAGGCUCUUGUGACAGCCUCCGCUCCCCAUGGAGACUGCGACCCCCACUCUGGUAGCUGGGGGUUGAACCCUUUUAUUUGCUCCCUUCAUCCCUUAUUUCUGCAGAGCAACAGAUUUCCCGGUCUUGCCUUAUCCUAACCAGUAAGAACUGGGAUCUUGCAGUGAUGACACCUGCCAAACAGUUGACUCUUGUAAUCUGACUCGUGCUGUAAUCUGAAGAGUCGUGGCCUCUGUGGAAGCUGCCAAGAACUCAGGUUGCGUCUUUUUGGCAAGUUAAAAUUUGUACUGGUUGGCUACAGGAACAUUGUGCCUGAUCUGAGGGAAACUAUGGAGUUUGCUGAGCUUAUCAAGACACCUCGAGCUGAUAACGUCAUACUUCACCGCCCUUUUUAUCCAUUAGUGGAAGGAACGCUCUGCUUGACCGGGCAUCACCUGAUUUUCUCUUCGCGGCGGCAGGACAACGUAGAAGAGCUUUGGCUUCUUCAUUCCAACAUUGAUUCUAUUGAAAAGCGGUUUCUUGGCUCCUUGGGCACCAUCAUUAUCAAAUGCAAAGACCUGCGGAUUAUUCAGCUUGACAUUCCUGGCAUGGAGGAGUCUCUGAACAUAGCUAGCUCCAUUGAGGCACUGUCCACUCUAGAUUCCAUCACCCUGAUGUAUCCUUUCUUUUACCGGCCCAUGUUUGAAGUCAUUGAAGACGGCUGGCACUCCUUCUUGCCUGAGCAAGAAUUUGAGCUUCUCAGUUCAGUAACAAAUGAAUGGAGGCUGAGUUACAUCAACAAAGACUUCUCUGUCUGUCCCUCUUACCCGCCAAUUGUCACUGUCCCUAAAUCAAUUGAUGAUGAAUCUCUUUGCAAAGUUGCCACAUUUCGCCAUGGUGGACGCUUCCCAGUACUCAGCUAUUACCACAAGAAAAAUGGGAUGGUGAUGAUGCGCAGUAGCCAGCCACUCACAGGCACCAACGGGAGGCGCUGCAAGGAAGACGAGAAGCUGAUCAACGCCACUCUUAGGGCCGGAAAGCGUGGCUACAUCAUCGACACCCGUUCUCUGAACAUUGCCCAGCAAGCCCGGGCCAAAGGUGGGGGCUUUGAGCAGGAGGCCCAUUAUCCACAAUGGAGGAGGAUUCACAAAUCUGUUGAGAGGUACCAUAUCCUUCAAGAAAGCCUCAUCAAGCUGGUGGAGGCCUGCAAUGACCAAUCACAUAAUAUGGACCGGUGGCUGAGUAAGUUGGAGGCAUCCAAUUGGCUGACACACAUCAAGGAGAUUCUGACCACUGCCUGCUUGGCUGCUCAGUGCAUUGACAGAGAAGGAGCAUCUGUCUUGGUCCAUGGGAGUGAAGGAACUGACUCAACACUACAGGUGACUUCUCUGGCUCAGAUUAUUUUAGAUCCAAGAUGCAGGACCAUACGUGGCUUUGAAGCUCUGGUUGAGAGGGAGUGGCUGCAGGCUGGUCACCCGUUUCAGCUGCGCUGUGCCCAGUCAGCCUACUCAAAUAGCAAGCAGAAAUGGGAGGCCCCCGUCUUCCUGCUCUUCUUGGACUGCGUCUGGCAAAUCCUUCGUCAAUUCCCUUGUUCCUUUGAGUUCAACUACCACUUCCUCCUCAUGCUCUUUGAACAUUCCUAUGCUUCCCAGUUUGGCACUUUCCUGGGCAACAACGAAAAUGAAAGGUGUAAGCUCAAGCUGCCCCAGAAGACGAUGUCCUUGUGGUCUUGGGUGAAUCGGCCUGAAGAACUCAACAGGUUCAAGAAUCCUCUCUUUGAGGCCAAUAGUCUGGUGAUCUGGCCCUCAGUUGCACCGCAGAGUCUGCAGCUCUGGGAAGGAGUCUUCCUCCGUUGGAACCGAUCCUCCAAAUUUCUAGAUGAAUCCUAUGAAGAAAUGAUCAAUAUCAUCAAAUAUAACAAGGAACUUCAAGUGAAAGUGAAUAUGCUGAGGAGGCAGCUGGCGGAGCUGGAGACAGAUGACAGCACACAGGAUGAUGGGAUGCCAGAGAGUCCCUGAUGAUGUGCUGGGCUCACAGCCAAGGUUUUCCCCGUUUGGCUGGGCGAGUUACCACUACAUUAAGCACUUGAUAGAAGACUUGCAUGCGCUCAAGGUCCUUUUUGAUGCAGUUGAUUUUGAACCCCUUUGCUUCUCAAUCCCUCUCUUGACACCAUAGUCAUUCACAUCCUAACAGUCUCAUUUCUUUGGUUUUUCUCAUAGGAGCAAAAGUGUCUUCACUGAAUUCCUCGCACUGUCCUUUGCUGGCAAAUUCUGCCACCGGUAAUAAACUGUGUAGUUCCAGGGUCGACUGUGGCUCAUAAAAAGCUGUUGACCCUCAUCAGUGUGAUGGCCAGUAUAGAAGUUCUUUAGCUUAGACAAGAAAGAGACUUUGGACUGAACUUGACAACAUUAGCCUUUUGCAAACCAUGCCAUUUUAGGGGGAAAUAUACCCAUUCUCUCCCCCUCCGCUGCAACCUACCUUUUCCCAGAUUCGAGGAUGUUUUUAGUUUGUCCCUGAAAACCAGAAAUGAAUAGCUGUUUCCUGAGCUGCCGGUUCAGCACUGUAAGAUGCAGCUAAGGAGUGUUGGGAGGGUCAUGAAAAUGAGAGGCUGCUGCUGCACUUGAAAAUAUUAUUACACGCUUGGCGUAGACUACAAUCUUAACAUCUGGUUUAGAGUUGAUUCAUAUAUCCCUAGGUCAGUACAUAUCGGAGUCCUCCCAGCUGCCACUUCAUACUGCAUUUUAAAUACUCCCCAUUAGGAGUGCAAGGGAAAUGGGGAAUCUUGCAUGUGGAAAGCUAGCAUAAAAAGCAGAAUCCUUUUUGAUGUUACGUAAGAUUUCCAGGGAAUUCCUGUUAAGGAAGACACGUUCAUUCAAAUGAUCCUGCAGAUAAGAUGCAGUACGAUCUUGGAAAGGCUGUAGCAGAUGCUUUUCCCCUGCAUAUUUGAAUUGACUCUUAGCUUUGUGCAUGGGGAAAGACAAGUGGAGGCAGCAUUGCUCAGGGAAUGAAUAAACCCAGCCAGCCUGACAAAGUUUGCUUCCUAUCAGAAACUGGUCUGAAAAUUAUUGUGCUGGCUGUGCAAUGUCCCAUCACUGCACUACUUCUGCUACUUGGUGUCAGGCUUCACCCCACAAGGGCAACACAAUCUCAAAACAUCAAUCACUGCAAAAUUAGAGUAUGUUUUAAUGGAUAAGUACUAAUUCCACUAUCUCUACUGCAGCUCAUUUUUAAAAGAUAGGUAUAGCCAAUAUAGUUUUAAAACCUACCCCCAGUAUUAGUGAGCUGUUCUAUAUCCAGAGUGGACAACUGGCAAUUUGGCCUGCUAAUGUCCCCAUUCUCUUUCACGCAGAAACACCCCACCUGAUUAAUAGGGCAAAGAAUCCCUCAAUUUACAUUACAGAAUGGCAUGUAGGGGUUCUUAAUUCUGCAUGAUUCCCAGUAAGACGUCUCCCUUGAGUCCUACGAUGAUGUUGAACUAGGCAAAGUAGGUUGGAGGUUGCUGCACGCUUUGGCUCAAUGAAUAUUAUCCUGUGGCAUAAAGGCAUGGAGCUUGCAAAAUGUCUCAAUGUGCACAGAACUGUCAGUCUUGGUAUAUGGAAGUGUAAGCAAAGAAGCGCAAGUUUCUGGACAGUACCACCCAGAAGGGUACAGGAGGAAUGGCGUCUUCCUACCCUGUCACCUUACUUCAAAAUGGGUUUCUGUUUAAGUGCCGAAUCUUGAAGAACUUUGUGUACAAUAUUUAAAAGACAGCUGUGGGUCACCUUUGAAGGUUGGCUGUUGAGAUUCAUAAAUCUUGAUUGCACUGUUUAGAAUUAGCUAAUUAUAUUGGUGCUUUUUAUUUUUUGUUGGGUUUUGUUCAAAGGGAUUUGUAAAUACUUUAUUUAUAUUUUUCACAAGUUAUUUGCAUGGUUUAGAAAUUGCAUUAUUAGUGUGUGGGGGGGACGUCACUAAUUGUAGCAUCAGUCCUGUUAGUAGAGUGGCGCUUAAUGUGGGCUUCAUCAAAGCCAGGGGUCCUUGAGACGUAGUAGUUUGGGACUGCACAAACCCCUUUUUGAGCACCAUUGCACACUACUAAUAACUCUGAGAAUUAGUCUUCUGGCUGUAUGAGGAAUUCUUUGAUGAAGACUUCAGAGAACUACAUUUCCAGGAAUGUUAGUUAGGAGCCAUAAUGGUUAAACCUAUAGGAUAAACCUGUCAUAAGUGGCAUCGUUAGCCUCCCUUUUUCCUCAUUGUUAACAUUCUCCUUUGUGGUUGGGCAACCAAAUUUUGCCAUUUCUUCUGAAAGUAAAAAUUAUUUGUACGUACUACCCAAAAAAGCAAAGUCACUUCUGAAACUUGUUGCAAUAGAUAUGAGAUUACACUACCCCUUAUUUUUUAAAAUUCUUAAGCUGCAGUCUCUUUCUGGAGGAUCUCUUUUGACACAAGUUAUAAACUUGUGGAGUUGAAUACUAUGCAGAAAAAUGGAGAAGCCCUUUCGGUGCAAGCAAAUGAGACCCGCUGUUAAUUUCUUGUUCAGCUUCUCUGAUAACAAAUCUCCCCCCAGGAUCUGCACAUCAGAGGAAACUGGAUAACCUGCUGUGUUUGACAGAAGUCACGUCCUUGUCAUGUAGCCAGUAUGUCUCACCAGGUUUUUAUUUUGUAUGUUCACGUUGUAUGUUCCUCCUCCAAAGCGUGUUUGAACCAGCUUUCCCUUAGCCCCAGCUUUAAAACAGGUUUGCUAGCCUAGUUUUCAGUGAACAUUUAUGGAGCUAAUUUCCUGAUUGGGCUGAUUAAUAUGCCUCUAGCAUAUGAUCUGAAUAUUUUAUUCCACAAUAAGAGAUUGUGGCCAGUUGCUUAUUUUUCAAAAUACCUUGGUUUUUAAAAGAAUGUGAUGUAGGAUAUUAAUACUUGUCCACCAGUGAUACUUAAUAGAAAUCCUUGUUAUGUUUUAUCCCAAACGGUAUUGCCAAGGAUGUAUCUAUUGUAUACCUAGCCAGUGCCAGGGGUCAUCUUGGUCAAGCAAAUGCCAGGGGGGUUCAUAGUUGGUGGGAAGCCUGCUGAGCUGAAUGACUCAAAGCACCUUGUGCCUGGUCCCCUGAAAGAUCAGAGGAGGGGACAGCAUCUCAUCCUACACUUGGACAGAGACUAAGUGAAUAUGGGAAUGGACAGUGGGGAAUGCAAAUUGAGGUGGACGGUGGACAUAUUGAAGAACUCUGCUGGCUCGCAGGUUCUGCCCAUCCAUCACUGGUUGAAGAGACCCACAGAUAAUUUUUGCCCAAGGAGACAGAUUCCUAAGCUGUUUGUGUUGGUUCCUCAGAAUUCCCCGAGUUCAUAUGACCUUAAAAAAGAAACGACUUAUAAAAGUAAUCUCCAUCCUACCCACUAGAGAUCUGUAGAUAUGUCGGUCUGAACAUCAUCCAGGAGAAAUUUCAGCGGUCCUGUUAUUUGCAUCUCUAACUGGUAGCACUGGCAUCUAAAUUAUUUUAUGAUUAGCUGUGUUUGAUCAUCUUGAGAAGAAUGUAAAAAGCCAUGGCUGCCAAGCCAAAGGAAGAACUGUUGUAAUAGAUCUUAUACUUCUGCUUUGAACCUAAAUGUAUUUUGAUUGUACUCCCAGCUUAUACCCUACACACUUCACAGUGCCUUGUGCUGUGGUUCAGACACCUGUUACAACUUGGAUAUUGUGGCCCUACAUUCUAGACAAGAUACAAGACACUUCCCCCACCCUCCUUAAAUAUAUGUUAAUUGGCAAAAGAUAACAUGAGCAUUGCAAAAGGAGUCUAGUAUCCUUUGGGGGUGAACUGAUUGUAUUUGGGAUCGAAUGUUUUUUUAAUGUGGCAAUCUGUUUUUGAGUGCACUAUUGUCUGUAUCUACAUCUUCAGUGUUUAACUUGCACAUUGGUGUCUUUAUUGCUUUAUUAAGCCUUGCAAACAAAAGAACUUUUCAGUAAAGUAGGAAAAUGUCAGUCUGUAAGCAGAUCUGUGUGCAGUUGAGUAGCGCCAUCUGUAACAUCCCACAGGCCAUGGUAACCAUUACCUAUUAGAAGCUAAGUGGUAACUAUAUCUUGGUUCCAAAUCUGGGCCUGCUGCUACUUCAGUUUUAAUUUUUAAAUGAUCCAAGCUGGCAGCACCAGGGAGAAAUGUGUGCUACCCUGCUGGAGCACGUUUGCUUUUUUUUAUGGAUUUGCAGUCCUGAAUAUUGCUACACAGUCCUUAUUGAAAAGAGGUUAAUAAAGAAAUACA